AUGUUGCUCACCCAACUCGUAUCAGCGCUGUUUAUCCUCUUGCUCGGCCCUAUAUCCUAUGGAAAACUAGUCGAUACUUUCGUCCUCCCCCUAGCUCAGGAUGCUCCUGUUCCGCCCUCUGAAGACCCCUUUUACCAGCCUCCCCUAGGAUAUGAAAAAACCGAGCCGGGAACAGUUUUGAGACGUCGCAGACCUCCUUUUCCUAUUUCGUUAUUCCGGUCUGCUCCUAUCGACCUAGCCGCAACCUAUCAGGUCCUUUAUCGUUCAUCCGAUACUUUUGGACGACCAACAGCCACCGUUUCGACCAUCCUUAUUCCUCACAAUGCAAACAUGUCAAAAAUCAUAUCCUAUCAAGUUGUCGAAGACGCAGCAUUCGUCAACUGUGCCCCUUCAUAUGCUCUUCAGCUCCAUUCAGACCCAGGCGGCCUCUUUGGAACGAUCAUCAUACAAACCGAGCUGCUUCUCAUAACUGCGGCCCUUGAAAACGGGUGGGUUGUCACUAUACCGGACUAUGAAGGACCCGUAGCUGCCUUCUUAGCUUAUUGGCGUGCAGGUUACGCAACUCUAGAUGGCAUUAGAGCUACCCUUGCUUCUUCUGGGUUUACAGGCGUGGACCCAGAUGCAGCGGUGGGCUUGUGGGGUACAUCUGGAGGGAGCGUUGCGAGCGCUUUUGCUGCAGAUUUGCACCUCACCUACGCGCCGGAGCUGAAUAUUGUCGGGGCAGCGCUAGGCGGCGUCGUUCCAAGCAUUACUACGGCCUUACAUAGUCUCAACAAAGGAUUUGACGCCGGGAUAAUCGUCGUCUUGUGUUAUUGGGCUUUCGAAAGAAUAUCUCUAUUUGCAACCCAUUCUAGAGUCAUAUCUCGUGCCUCAUCUACGGGAUAA
Messenger RNA from Trichophyton rubrum CBS 118892, 885 nucleotides. RefSeq lists its product as uncharacterized. Lineage: Eukaryota; Fungi; Ascomycota; Eurotiomycetes; Onygenales; Arthrodermataceae. The record is from RefSeq and is a predicted model, not a curated record. The transcript has a single exon. Gene Ontology annotation, molecular function: triacylglycerol lipase activity. Gene Ontology annotation, biological process: lipid catabolic process. The coding region runs from base 1 to 885 and encodes 294 amino acids.